AUGGACGCUGCAGGUGGCUUGGGUCGCGACUUCAAGGUGGUGUACAUGGCUCCAAUGAAAGCAUUGGUGGGUGAAGUCUCAGAGAAGUUUCAGCAACGUCUUGGACCCCUUGGUGUGAACGUGGCCGAAUUCACCGGGGACAUGAACCUCACCAAGAAAGAACUGGAGCAGGUGCAUGUCAUCGUCACAGUACCAGAAAAGUGGGAUGUGAUGACCCGAAACACCGCGUGUGGUGGUGGCCAGAUUCUCGUCGCACCGUUGCGCGGUAGGUAG
Molecule: messenger RNA, 273 nt
Organism: Cladocopium goreaui
Lineage: Eukaryota; Dinophyceae; Suessiales; Symbiodiniaceae
Source: the annotation of a GenBank genome assembly